Molecule: messenger RNA, 4000 nt
Organism: Plectropomus leopardus (leopard coralgrouper)
Lineage: Eukaryota; Metazoa; Chordata; Actinopteri; Perciformes; Serranidae
Biological process (GO): inflammatory response; toll-like receptor signaling pathway
Cellular component (GO): plasma membrane
Molecular function (GO): protein binding; signaling receptor activity
Source: RefSeq, a predicted model, not a curated record
CGUCGCUGGCUGCAGAAACUCUGGAGAGUAAACUGAUGCGUAAACGUGUCGGCUGAACAUCACUUUGAAUACUUCAGUGAAAUUCAUUUCAUGUUUUCUCUCCGCUGUCAGGACUGAGCUCACCGCGAAGAACUGACCGGACCGCGAGGAACACAAAGAAGCAGACGUACUUCGACCGGGCUGAUCCUGAAGAUCACCAUGCUGCGUCGCACCUGUCUCCUCCUCUCACUUCUGUCUGUCCUGCUUCAUCCUAACACCUCAGCGGCUUACUCGCUGAAAAACUGCACUGUCGAAUACUCCGAGCAUGCUUCAGGUGAUGUUAUCUCGUGCACUGAUCGUAAACUCGCUGCCGUUCCUGACGACAUUCCUAAAAAUGCGAUAUCUCUAGACCUCGCCACCAAUCAAAUUCACAAGGUCAACAAAACAGAUCUGAGCGGUUUAUCGAAACUUGUCAACCUAAACAUGAAAUUAAAUUCAGUAUCACUCAUUGAUGACGGAGCUUUUGCAGACUUGGCGGAGUUAACAGACCUUAAUAUAGAUAAUAAUCGGCUCACAAACCUGACUGACAACAUGUUUCAGGGACUGUCCAAAUUAACGCGUCUGUCUCUCAACAAAAACCAAAUCACAUCCGUCUCCCCGCUGGCCUUUCAGCCCCUCGUCAGCUUACAGAAAGUAGAACUGCGUUUAAACAACUUAAAUCAAAUUACUGAUAUUGUGCCUAUUUUACAGCUGCCAUACCUGGAUGAACUGAACGCAGGACAAAACAUGUUCACGUCUUUUGACUCAGACGACCUGCCUUUCAACAAAUCAAACCUCAAGACUCUUAUAUUUGACUUAAAUGACCUUAGGAAGUUCAGCAUUACAAGAGAUGUCUUUCCUCAUCUUCACUAUAUCGAUUUGUCAAACUGCAGCCCCGGCUUUGAGUGGGACGUACCCGACCGGAGCUUUCCAAAGAACCUGACCACUAUGAUUUUAAGUGGACCUGAAAUAAGUUUUGAAACGUACAGAAUAAUGUUUCGGAGUGCAGAGUCUGUGGAGUGGCUCUGGCUGAGCCACAUCACAAAACUGCUUGAUAGAGGUUUGAUUGACGUUGCCUGCCAGAUUCCUGCUUUAACAUAUCUUGAUUUGACUUUUAACAAUAUUAACAUUUUAAACGACACGCUGCUUCAUGCUUGCUCCAAACUCAAGAAGCUGUCUUUAGUUAAUACUGUCAUGAGCGACAUGUCUGAGAAUUCACUCAGAUCUCUGAAUCAGCUCGUGGAACUGAAAUUACACUACAACUUCCUCACUAGAGUGCCUUUUGCCAUCAGGGGCCUCUCCAGACUUGUAGUCCUGUAUCUGAACUCGAAUGAUAUCGGAGAAUUAGGUUGUUCUGACUUUCUGAAUUUGACGAGCUUAAUAGAACUUUUUCUUAAUAAAAAUCGUAUUUCAACCCUCAGAGGAUGCGUUUUCCAAGACUUGAAGAAUUUAGGGGCACUCUUUGUUCAGGGAAACCCGAUUAUUCAUGUGUAUGAUGCCUUCGUAAGUUUGCAGAACCUCUGCGUUUUGAACAUGAACAGGCAUGAAUUCAGGGUGGUAAGUAAAAGAGACUUUGGGACUCUGCCUUCCCUCCGGGUUUUGAAAUUUGAGUCAGUGUCAGAUUGCCAAGUAAAUAGUGGGGCUUUUGAGGGACUUAAUCAUCUCCAAAGCCUUGACUUGUCAACUAACUCACUCAAAAAGGACAUGUUCAGAGGACUGCCGCUCUUAAAAAGCCUCGCACUAUUACUCCCAAAUUCUGAGAAGAGCUUGAGUCAUCAGGCCAAUGAGGAGCCACCUUUCUUAGAUGUGCCCUCUUUGAGGACGCUUAUAAUCGAAAACAACAAUAAAUGGGCCAUGACUGUCUCACCUGACCUGCUCAGGGGUCUGACGUAUUUGGACAUCUUUUCAUCAGAGAGAUUCUUCAGCGAGACACCACACCUCGACAUUACAUACACUCCUCGCCUGACAAGUCUUGUUAUACUGAGCAGCAAUAUCUCAGAUCUUAAACCCGAGUUGUUUCAGCCAAUCCCAAACCUGAGGUUUCUCGACCUUUCCAAAAACAAGCUCAGAUCUUUGGAUUUUCUAGCCCAAGGGAACCUCUCUGCGCUCACAUGGUUGAGAUUGAGAGACAAUGACUUGACAGUAAUCAAUGCGACGGUCUUCCAGUCUCUUCCUGCACUAACAUACCUGGACCUGGCCGGUAACCCUUUCACCUGUGACUGCUCUAACACCGGCUUUAUCCAGUGGGUGAAGAACAACAGCCAAACACAGGUUGUUAACGCCUACCAGUACGACUGCUUCUUUCCUCCGAGUAAACAGGGAAGCAAGUUGCUGGACUUUGACGUCCAGUCCUGCUGGAUGGACGUUAGCUUCCUCUGCUUCAUUUCUAGCUUUUGUCUGACUCUGCUGACUCUCCUCACCUCCUUCAUCUACCACUUUCUGAGGUGGCAUCUCGCCUACGCCUACCACCUCUUCCUGGCCUUCCUCUAUGACAGCAGGAAGAGGAAGAAAGGAGCUCCUCACCUGUACGACGCCUUCAUCUCCUACAACGUUCACGACGAGGCCUGGGUCUGCAGAGAGAUGCUUCCGGUGCUGGAGGACGAGCAGGGCUGGAGACUCUGUCUGCACCACCGCGACUUCCAACCAGGUAAACCCAUCAUAGAGAACAUCACAGACGCCAUCUAUGGCAGCAGGAAGACCAUCUGUGUGAUCACACGCCGCUACCUGCAGAGCGAGUGGUGCUCCAGAGAGAUCCAGAUGGCCAGUUUCCGUCUGUUUGACGAGCAGAAGGACGUGUUGAUCCUGCUGUUCCUGGAGGACAUCCCGGCCCACCAGCUGUCUCUAGUAGUACGGAGACAGCUGGUGAAGAGACGCACCUACCUGAGCUGGUCGCAGGCCGGUGGACACCCGGGAGUCUUCUGGCAGAACGUACGGAGAGCUCUGGAGACGGGGGACGAUCUCACCGAGACCGCCAACCUGCUGACUCCCAGACUGGCUCCAGACUGCACAACAUAAAGUGUUCCUCGUUGCAUAAUUUACGCAACAUAAAGACAAAAUCAGAGUGACGUCGCACAACCGGCACAAAAGUCACUUCUGCUGGUUGUAGUCGUGGCAUGGGAAGCUGUGUACGCGACACGCUUGGCGUUUAAGUGGUUAAGUCGUGAGAGUGCUGCAGCUUGUCGGGGCUUGUUGUGAAGAAAAAAUGCGGAAAAAAAGUUCUCUCUUUAAUUUCCAAAAAACAUGAUAGUGAGUGCAGACGUGCAGAAAAAAUCCCGCUCUUACAAAACACGUUAACCUUCAGCACGCAGGAUGUUCCGGGAAAACACAGGACGUCAUCAUCAGGAUUCACUGCCAAACCAUCGGCGUCUUCCAAAGAGGACCAUUUCUGAAGUUUCCUUGUUUUUGUGAUCGACCAACAUUUCUCAGAAUAUAGAAGAAAACAACGAACGCUCAGAUGCCCCGUUCGGCACGCCAUCUUCUUAUACCAAAAAUGUGAUCAUCAGGGCGCAAAGGUUAAUCAAAGCACAUCAUAACAACGUCAGCAUGGACGCUACCGUCCAGCCCGUUAUCACUCCGCACUCGUCAAAUACGUCCGCUCUGUCAGUGCUUUCUGCGUACGAGCGUGCUGCCGAAGGCCACCUGGAGUUAGGCUGGAUGUUGGUGUCAGAUGAGAAAGCACCCGCACAGAACAGGCGGCGUUGUCAUUAUACGCCGGCGGACGGACGAACGACACCUGGUGCGUCCACAUGCGACGCACUUGAGCGGCGUCACUUGAGGACGCAGCCGGACAGAACCAAUCGCAUCGCCAUGAAACGCAGAACUAUCAAAUCUAGGUACAUGGAGGAAGAGUUCACUUUAAAACCAUAAAACAUUUGACAAAAAAUAUAUGUUUAAUAUGUGAACUAAUUAAACUGUUGUUUCUUACCGUUGACCGAACAUUGACUUUUGCCGCCAUGUUUAUACAUUUAUGACGUCAAGUCAG